UGGGCUUAUGCGUCUUCGGCCUCAGAAUCUGGGUUGGGCUACGCAAAUCAACAACGGCUGUUCUUUUUUAUUUCGUCAAGGUUACAUUUAAUUAAAAGCGCCAUUAUUAGUUUCACUAGCAAAAGAAAGCAAGUACUACUAUUCAACUAUGACUUGAAUGCGGAAUCUGGAAACUUAUGGGAACAUGCACAAUAACAACAAAUCCAAGAAGAAUAACUUCCCAUUAAUGACAUUACCUUGAACGUAAAGCAGCGUUGAACAGUUUCAGAUUAGAGAGCAGUUCCCUAAUCCUAUAUCUGGGGAGGUCAUCUUUUUUGUUCAAAUCUCCAGAAGUGAGGAAAAGGAUAUGCCAAACCCAUUGCAGAAAUCGUUGCAUGGUUACCUGUCAAAGAUAAAAAAAGAGACAGGGAAGCUGCAAGUGUCGAACUCGUUCUCAUCAUCCAAGAAGUGGGUGCUUGCUGGCUGUAAGCAUCCCAAGAAGCUCUCCUUCUCCUUCAAACACAGACGACGCCCCAGCAAGACCAGAUUCAACGACGACCACGUUAACCAGGAUCCCGGUCACGCCGCCACCUUGUCCGACAUAGACCGUUUCCUUGAGGAAAACUUCAAAUCCCUCUGCAUCAGAGAUGAGAAGGGGGAGGAGGAUGACAAAAGCAAGGGGAAAAGGGAACAACAGUCCUCCUCCUCAGAUGAAGACGACACUGAUGACUAUAGUCACAGAUUCGAGAGGACAUGGGGACCGGCCGUCUGCGACUCCCCCAAACUGCCUAGGACAGAGAGACUAUCUCCACCGCCUGGAUCAUCGGAGGGUAGGGCCAGCAUGUAUACCACAUCGGAGGAGGGACCUUCGUCGAGGUCCAAAUCAUCCAGCUUGGUGCUACCUGAGAAGUGCAUUGCGGUGCUGAGGUACACUGAAGAGCCCCAGGAGGAUUUCAAGAGGUCGAUGGUGUCGAUGAUGGAGUCCAAGUUAGGAGGGAGCGAGGUGGACUGGGACUUGAUGGAAGAGCUUCUCUUCUGCUAUCUCGAUCUCAACAACAAGAAAUCGCACAAGUUCAUACUCAGCGCAUUCGUAGAUCUCAUCAUCUCUCUCCGUGACAAGGAGAAGAACAUCACCAGGAAAGGCCUCGUCAGGUCGCUCAGUACUCGCGCCGCCAGGGAGAGGCUUAGGAAGAGGAUGGCCUCCAGCGACGCCUUUCGCAACUAACUCAUGCUUUUUUUUUUUUAAGUUUUUCUUUGUUGUAAUUCAAAACGUUCCAUCAACUGAACAAAACAAAAUAAUAAUUACUUUUGU
Molecule: messenger RNA, 1291 nt
Organism: Brassica oleracea var. oleracea
Lineage: Eukaryota; Viridiplantae; Streptophyta; Magnoliopsida; Brassicales; Brassicaceae
Product: transcription repressor OFP14
Exons: 2
Coding region: 347-1204 (285 amino acids)
Biological process (GO): negative regulation of DNA-templated transcription
Source: RefSeq, a predicted model, not a curated record